UGCUCGCCGCCGAUGCGCUCACACUGCGCCUGCAGGGCUCCGCGGUGUGCAACGCCGUUGUAGGAGGACCGCCGCCUUUGCGCCAUCAGUGCACAACACAACACUGCACGCUACGCACGACACUUCUUCUUCUUCUUCUUCUUCUUUUUGUACACAUCAGCCAGCUCGCAGCAUCACGGAGAAGGAGGAGGAGGAGGAGGAGGAGGAGCGCAUGAUCCCCAUCCCCAGCAUCCUCUCCAGCUGCACAUCCACUGCGUGUUUUCCCAUAUAAAUACACUUCAUAUUUUUUUUUUUUCUGGGAUUAUUGCGUCUCUCGGCGGCGUUCGAACGGACCGAGAUGCUCGUCGGUCGCCGUUCAUGAGGGGGAAGAGGCUCGUCUUCAUCCUCGUCGUCGCUGCGCAGUCAUUUGAAGAUCUGCCGCCAUCUGGAGAGCGAAAGCCGAGCGAGACAGACGAGGCGCUCGCCGUCCCCUGCCGAGAUCUUCCGUCGUCUCCUCACCGUCGUCGCCAUGGGAACCGUGCUGUCCCUGUCACCCAGCUACCGCAAGGCGGCCCUGUUCGAGGACGGGCCGGCCACGGUGGGCCACUACACGGCGGUGCAGAACAGCAAGAACGCCAAAGACAAGGGCCUGAAGCGCCACUCGCUCAUCAACGUGCUGCCGUGGAAGCGCAUCGUGGCCGUGUCGGCUAAGAAGAAGGGCUCCAAGAAGGUGCAGCCCAACGGGACCUACCAGAACAACGUCAGCCACCUGAACAACGAGAACCUGAAGAAGUCGCAGUCGUGCGCCAACCUGUCAUCCUUCGCGCAGGACCAGAGCACGCCGAGCGCCACCAAGGCCUCCAACAACAACGCCUCGGUCAAGAAGGCCCCGGCCCCGGCGGUGGCCGCCGCGCCCGGGACCCCCAAGCGGGUGAUCGUGCAGGCGUCCACGAGCGAGCUGCUGCGCUGCCUGGGCGACUUCCUGUGCCGGCGCUGCUACCGCCUCAAGCACCUGUCGCCCACCGAGCCGGUGCUGUGGCUGCGCAGCGUGGACCGCUCCCUCCUGCUGCAGGGUUGGCAGGACCAGGGCUUCAUCACGCCCGCCAACGUGGUUUUCGUCUACAUGCUGUGCCGCGACGUGGUCUCCUCCGAAGUGGCCGGCGAGCACGAGCUGCAGGCCGUGCUGCUCACCUGCCUGUACCUGUCCUACUCCUACAUGGGCAACGAGAUCUCCUACCCGCUUAAGCCCUUCCUGGUGGAGAGCUCCAAGGAGGCCUUCUGGGACAGGUGCCUGUCCAUCAUCAACCUGAUGAGCGCCAAGAUGCUGCAGAUCAACUCCGACCCGCACUACUUCACGCAGGUCUUCGCUGACCUCAAGAACGAGAGCCAGAAGGAGGAGGAACGCAGUCGCCUGCUCAUCGGCCUGGACCGGAGGGCCAUCGCUUGACUGGCGCUCGUCAUCGCACGACAACGGUGAAAUUCCCCCACACCCGCCGCCCGGCACUCUCUCUCCCGUCAAUGCGGGCUCACGUGGACUUUGGCAAGUCCGGGAGGGAACGCCGGCUGUGGCGUUGAGGACUCAAGACUUUUUUUGUUUUUGGGGUCGGGUGGGGGAGGGGGGCGGCGUUCUCUUAGAUGGGACAAAGCGGGCAGUGCUGCGAUGGAACGAUGCGUUGUCAGGACUUUUACUCGGCCAGAAGACGACAACCUUUUACUUGUUUUUCCAUCUAUUACGACAAGUUACUGGAUGUUUUCGCAGCUGUGCAGAGCAUAUUUAUUACUUUUUAUUUAUGGCUCUUCUGGAACAAGGUCAUUUUAUUUGUAAUAAUUGAUGAUGAUGAUUAGAUUUGUGUGUUUUUGCACGCGCGCCAGCGACUUUCGUGCAGCAAGGAGAAAAACUUCCUCCUCUUCUUCUUUGGACUUGCUGAUCUGCAUUCGUGUUGAUUUUAGCUCUGCCUGCUAAUGUGAUGUUUUUUGCUACUUACUGUGCUCAUCAUCCACCGUUAACAGUGCCAUAUCUUCCAUUACAUGCUCCCUUAAACUGAUAUCUACUCACUUUAUUGACAUUUAGGGGCUCAUUACACGUCCAUGAACGUUUUAGUGGAACGUUUGUCUUUUGUUUGGUGGGAAUGAAGAUUGCUUCUGGUUGGAGUGUCAGGGAUUUAUCAUGGAUGACCUUUCAGGAACAAUCUGACUAGCACCAUAACAACAACAACAACAACAAAAGUAAAAACAGGAAUAAAGGGAAAGAAAAGACAGAA
This is a messenger RNA of Phyllopteryx taeniolatus (common seadragon), 2240 nucleotides long. RefSeq names its product cyclin dependent kinase 5, regulatory subunit 1b (p35) (gene cdk5r1b). The record is from RefSeq and is a predicted model, not a curated record. Gene Ontology annotation, biological process: positive regulation of cyclin-dependent protein serine/threonine kinase activity; activation of protein kinase activity; brain development. The transcript is spliced from 3 exons. Gene Ontology annotation, cellular component: cytoplasm; protein kinase 5 complex. The coding region runs from base 509 to 1426 and encodes 305 amino acids. Gene Ontology annotation, molecular function: cyclin-dependent protein serine/threonine kinase activator activity; protein kinase binding. NCBI's taxonomy places the organism in Eukaryota, Metazoa, Chordata, Actinopteri, Syngnathiformes, Syngnathidae.